Messenger RNA from Macrosiphum euphorbiae (potato aphid), 828 nucleotides. The record is from the annotation of a GenBank genome assembly. Lineage: Eukaryota; Metazoa; Arthropoda; Insecta; Hemiptera; Aphididae.
AUGACAGACGAUUCCAUGGCUGAAAAAAAGGCAAUUCAAGAAAUUUGGCCUCAAACCACUCAGAUUCUCUGUAUAUUUCAUUUUUUACAAGCCGAAUGGCGAUGGUUGAUGUCUUCUAGUAGUAAUAUAUUACCUGUUAACAGGCAACAGUUGAUGCAACUUUUUAGAAAAGCUGUAUACGCAAAGAACCAUGAAGAAUUUCAAGAUGUAGUUAAUGAAAUUAAUCAUUUGGAAGGAAAUCAAUCAUUCAAAGAUCGCUUUAAUGAAAAUUUAAAAAGAAGUCAGGAAUGGUCAAUGAGUUAUAGAAAUGAAAAUCUUAUAACUCGUAAUAAUCAAACCAAUAAUUAUUCAGAGGCAACAAUUAGAAUUCUGAAAGAAAUUAUUUUAGAACGUACUAAAGCAUAUAAUGUUGUUGCAUUGGUUGAGUUUAUUUCAAUAAUUUGGGAUAAAUAUUUUAUUAAUCGUUUGUUAGAUUUUGCUUACAAUAGGAGGAAUCAAAAAGACUAUGAAUUACAAUUGACAAAAAUGAAAUCAGUUGACCCGAAUUCUAUAUUACAGAUUGAUGAAUUUUUAUACAAAGUUCCAAGCUCUAAAGAUAGCAAAAAGUUUUAUGAUGUAAAUACCAUUAUUGGGUGGUGUAGUUGUUACAGUGGCAAACAAGGAGGGUUUUGUAAACACCAAGCUUUAUUAAAACAAUAUUAUGAUAUUGAAUUUCCAAAUAGCCCAGUAACUGAUUCAAAUGAAAGGCAUAAACUUGCCUUAUUAGCUCUGGGAAUCAGAGAUUGCCCUCCAAAACCAUUUUUUGAGGUACUUCAUUACAUAUUUUAA